Molecule: messenger RNA, 1444 nt
Organism: Liolophura sinensis
Lineage: Eukaryota; Metazoa; Mollusca; Polyplacophora; Chitonida; Chitonidae
Product: ubiquitin-conjugating enzyme E2 J1-like
Exons: 8
Coding region: 365-1444 (359 amino acids)
Source: RefSeq, a predicted model, not a curated record
UGUAAGGAUUAUGGUGGGUGAUGCUAUAUCCGGUGUAAGAAAUUAUUUCAAGAUCUCCUGUUAUGCAUUUUCUCAAUAUACAGUAAUUGAUUUGUUGUUUUGCUUUACUUAUUUACAUCAAAGCAAACUCUUUCACAAGGAGGUCGUGAAUUUGCAUUUAAACAGUAGCUUUGCUCAUCGUGACAGCAUGAGAGUGUGAGAGAGUGGCUGUAAGAGUAUGGGUCUGCACAGGACAUCUAGGCCUAUAUCCAGUAUUUAUACUCCACGUGUCAGUGAACUGUCAGUGACAAGUCAGAGGCUAGAAUUAGACAUAUAUCUGCUAGACUGAGACAAGACAACUCCAAGCGGGGAAACCAAGAGCAAGAUGCAGAGACAGUACAAUCUGAGGAAUCCAGCGGUUAAGCGGCUAAUGAAAGAGGCUCAGGAGUUAAGAGAACCAACGGAGCAGUACCAUGCCCAGCCCCUGGAGGAUAACUUGUUUGAGUGGCACUUCACCAUCCGUGGUCCAGGUGACUCAGAGUUUGAGGGAGGUCUCUACCAUGGCCGCAUUGUGCUCCCCCCAGACUACCCCAUGAAACCCCCAAGUAUCAUUCUCUUGACACCUAAUGGGAGGUUUGAGGUGAACAAGAAGAUUUGUCUGAGCAUCUCUGGCUAUCACCCAGAAUCCUGGCAGCCAUCUUGGUCCAUUCGCACAGCAUUACUUGCUAUUAUAGGCUUCAUGCCUACCCAUGGAGCAGGUGCUAUAGGUUCUCUGGACUACACUGCCCAGGAGAGAAAAAGCCUUGCCAAAAAAUCUCAGAGUUGGCAGUGCCCAUCUUGUGGAGACAUAAGCAAUGUCCUACCCCAGGUCACAGAGGCAUCCAAAGAAACCAGCAAAGAGGCCAAACAUCUCGCUUCCCAGAUCAGCUUUCAGGCUGAGAAAGAGAAGAAAUCCUCAGAGUGCAGUAGUGGAGGAGUUGAGAGCAGUGCUCAGCCUGUUGACGCACCACCACCACCAGCUGUCUCCAGUGAACAGGCAGAAGCCAGUAGUCUCUCCCCAACCCACACCCAGUCCUUGGCCACUUCACCCCUAACCCAUAGCUUCCUGUUUCCCCCUCCACCAAACCUAGCUGAUCACUGGCACAACAGUUCUCACCCUACAGCUACAACAACUACAGGGCCAAACUUCCCCCUGCCCUUUGUGGCCCCUCCAUUCAGACCUUUAUUCCCUCCCCUUCAUUUGCUUCCUCGACAUCCAGCUGUGUUCCCGCCAGCAUGGCAUCCACCUGGACUCUCUCCACACUAUCCAACCAGGUCGUCUGCCUUCAGCCCCACAGCCCAGCCAGCAUCAACGCGACAGGGUGGUCACGUGACCUUCAACUGCCUACCCAUCUUACAGAAUGGGUUGAGAGUCCUCUUUAAUGUAACCUUUAAUGCAAACAGAUCCGCAAAACUCAGGUUUUAA